Messenger RNA from Prunus armeniaca (apricot), 1143 nucleotides. The record is from the annotation of a GenBank genome assembly. Lineage: Eukaryota; Viridiplantae; Streptophyta; Magnoliopsida; Rosales; Rosaceae.
AUGACUUCAACAUCUGUGAAACCCAACUUGUUGCCUCCUGGCUUGGUCUCCAAUCUACAAGAUGUGUUGAGCAAAAGGGCUGGUGGUGAAGAAGACAAAACUGCUGAAUCUACUGACCCUCCUUCUACUUCUGAAGCUGCUGAUACUGUGGAGGACCCUAAUGACAGUUCCAAGCCCAUUGUUUUGGUCACCAAUGGUGAUGGGAUUGAGUCCCCUGGCCUUACUUACCUCGUUGAAGCUCUGGUCCACCAAGGCCUUUACAAUGUCCAUGUCUGCGCUCCUCAAUCGGACAAAUCACUGUCAGGUCAUUCUGUGACCCUCCGGGAAACGGUUUCUGUGAGUUCUGCUGAGAUAAAGGGUGCCACAGCUUAUGAAGUUUCAGGGACUCCCGUGGAUUGUGUUUCAUUAGCAUUAUCUGGGGCUCUGUUUUCUUGGUCAAAGCCUUUGCUGGUAAUCAGUGGAAUCAAUCGGGGAUCAAGUUGCGGUCAUCAUAUGUUGUACUCGGGUGUUGUUGCUGGAGCCAGGGAAGCAUUAAUAAGUGGAAUACCAUCUUUGUCAAUAUCACUAAAUUGGAGGAAGGAUGAAAGUCAAGAAAAUGAUUUCAAAGAUGCAGUUGCUGUCUGUUUACCUUUGAUAAAUGCAGCUAUCAGGGAUAUUGAAAAGGGAAUUUUCCCCAAAAGUUGCUUCCUCGAUAUAGAGAUUCCAUCAUCUCCUUUAUCAAACAAGGGUUUUAAGUUGACCAAGCAAAGCAUGUGGAGAUCAACUCCUAGCUGGCAAGCCAUUUCUAGUCGGUAUCCUGCUGGACAUUUCAUGAACAGUCAACAAAGCCUUGGAAUUCAGCUUGCUCAGCUUGGUCGGGAUGCUUCUGCUGCCGGUGCAGCUCGUCGCGUGACGACACAGAAGAAGAACGUGGAGAUUGAAUCAACCGGAGCUGCAGGAAAAUCUGACUUUGAACGGGUGAAAAAAUACUUCCGACUAGAGUUUGUGGAUAAGGAGAAGGAAGAUACGGAUGAGGAUCUGGAUUUCAGAGCACUUGAAAGUGGAUUUGUCUCGGUAACGCCUCUCUCUCUUUCACCACAUCUUGAGUCAGAAACUCAAACAGCUGCCUCCAAUUGGAUCUCUUCUGCACUUGAAGAGCAAUAA